This is a messenger RNA of Gadus chalcogrammus (walleye pollock), 1971 nucleotides long. It is a transcript of the gene galnt2, whose product is annotated as UDP-N-acetyl-alpha-D-galactosamine:polypeptide N-acetylgalactosaminyltransferase 2. Gene Ontology annotation, cellular component: Golgi apparatus. The transcript has 16 exons. Bases 266 to 1951 code for a protein of 561 amino acids. Lineage: Eukaryota; Metazoa; Chordata; Actinopteri; Gadiformes; Gadidae. The record is from RefSeq and is a predicted model, not a curated record.
AAGCCACUGAACUCGGCUGCCAGAUCUGGCCCUCCUCCGUGGCUGCCUAAGCCGCUGCGUGAUUGGAUUAGAGCGGAGUAGCCUUUCCCCUCUAACCCCGGUGAUGUUGGCUGGCUGCUUCCUGCUCUCUUCGCUUGCGCUGACCGACCGACGAAGCCUUCCGAAGCCGCACGGCGAAGCGUCCUGAACAGCCAGCCAGGACGGACCGUUGCUAACAGCGAAACCCGCACAUCUUGACACUCAAGACAAAAAAAAACAGUCCGCGAUGAGGAGGAAAUCGAGAAUACAGUUGUGUUUUGCAGUGCUAUGGGUUUUGGGAAUAGCCUAUUACUUCUACUCGGGGACAUCGUUGAGUCGAAAGUUGUGGCAGGAUGACUGGGGCAGCAACGACUCCUCCAGCCACAGGCAGGCUGGCAACUCUGAAGACAAGGCGAGUCAGGAGACUCUACCUCCAGGUAAGGUCCGCUGGCAGGACUUUGACCAGGACCUGUAUGUGGGGGCCACGGUGGUGCGGCCAGGCCAGGACCCCUACGCCAGGAACAAGUUCAACCAGCUGGAGAGCGACAAGCUCCGCAUGGACCGGGCCGUACCGGACACCCGGCACGACAACUGUAAGCACAGCAAGUGGAAGUCGGAGCUGCCGGCGUCCAGUGUGGUCAUCACCUUCCACAACGAGGCUCGCUCCGCCCUGCUGCGGACCAUCGUCAGCGUGCUGAAGAAGAGCCCCGUCCACUUGGUGAAGGAGAUCAUCCUGGUGGAUGAUUACAGUGACAACCCUGAGGACGGAGCGCUGCUGGGGAAGAUGGAGAAGGUGCGCGUGUUGAGAAAUGACCGCAGGGAAGGUCUGAUGCGUUCCCGGGUGCGAGGAGCGGACGCGGCCACCGCCUCAGUGCUCACCUUCCUGGACUCCCACUGUGAAUGCAACGACCACUGGCUCGAGCCCCUGCUGGAGAGGGUGGCUGAGGACAAGACGAGGGUGGUGUCGCCCAUCAUCGAUGUCAUCAACAUGGACAACUUUCAGUACGUGGGAGCCUCGGCCGAUCUGAAAGGAGGAUUUGACUGGAACCUGGUGUUCAAGUGGGACUACAUGACCCCGGAGCAGAGGAGAGCCAGACAAAGCAACCCCAUUGCCCCCAUCAAGACGCCGAUGAUCGCGGGCGGGCUGUUUGUGAUGGAUAAGGACUAUUUUGAGCUGCUGGGGAAGUAUGACAUGAUGAUGGACGUUUGGGGCGGAGAAAACCUGGAGAUCUCGUUCCGAGUGUGGCAGUGCGGUGGCAGCCUGGAGAUCAUCCCCUGCAGUCGGGUGGGCCACGUCUUCAGGAAGCAGCACCCAUACACCUUCCCCGGGGGCAGCGGGACGGUGUUCGCCAGGAACACGAGGAGGGCUGCAGAGGUGUGGAUGGACGAGUUCAAGAACUUCUACUACGCUGCCGUCCCGUCCGCCAGGAACGUGCCGUACGGCAAUAUCCAGAGUCGCUUGGAGAUGAAGAAGAGACUGUCCUGUAAACCAUUCAAAUGGUACCUGGAGAAUGUCUACCCAGAACUACGGGUGCCUGACCAUCAGGAUAUUGCCUUUGGAGCCCUACAACAGGGUGGGAACUGCCUGGACACCCUCGGCCAUUUUGCUGAUGGGGUGGUGGGGGUCUAUGAGUGCCACAAUGCGGGAGGCAACCAGGAGUGGGCCCUCACCAAGGAUAAGUCUGUCAAACACAUGGACCUCUGCCUGACCGUGGUGGACCGGACCGCUGGGUCCCUUAUCAAGCUGCAGGGCUGCAGGGAAAACGACAGCAGACAGAAAUGGGAGCAGAUCGAGUCCAACUCCAAGUUGCGCCACGUGGGCAGCAACGUGUGCCUGGACAGCCGCUCGGCCCGCGCGGGGGGGCUCACCGUGGAGGUCUGCAGCCCCAGCCUCAACCAGCAGUGGAAGUUCACACUCAACCUGCAGUCGUAAACCCCACCCACCCCCACGCC